Tetrahymena thermophila SB210 is the source of this 1122-nucleotide messenger RNA. Its product is annotated as transmembrane protein, putative. The record is from RefSeq and is a predicted model, not a curated record. Lineage: Eukaryota; Ciliophora; Oligohymenophorea; Hymenostomatida; Tetrahymenidae. The transcript has 2 exons.
AUGGUAUAAUAUUACUAUUGGGAUUUUAUAAGAAUCUAUUUAAGAAUUAUUGUAACUUUAGUGUACACAUUAAUUGGAUAAAUUCAAAGAGAUCUUUCAAUAAAUAUAAUUUUAUUGACUUUUGCUUUGUAUAUAAUGCUUAUUAUCAAAUAUAAUCCUUACAUUACAAAAAGACUUAGCUUCAAUGAAAUAACAUCAUGCGCAUUAAUUAUGGUAAAAUUAGUAAUAAAUAACAUUAAUUUAGAUAACUUUAUAUUUAACACCAUAUUUCAAAUAGCAGAUAUUCUUAUUAAUAUAGUAUUUGUCCUUUAUUUCAUUUGCAUAAUUUUCAUAGAAAAAUCAAAAAAUUAAAACUCUAUUUUGGGAAAAAUCUUCAAAAAAAUUAUUAUAAUAGUAAUUCCUAAAAAAUAUCAUAAAGUUAUAUUAAAUGAUAAAAGAGUGUCAAUUAAGACUUACUUUAGGUGGAUAUUAAUUAAAAAAAAUAUAAAUAAAAUUGUGUAAAUGAAGGCUGCAACUAACUUUAAAAUCGCAUUAUAUAAAUAAGAAAGCAUGAAGAAAUAAAUGCUUAAGAAGAGUCUCUCUUAAUAUUCAAGAAAUUCAUAGUUGUAAAAAUAGGACUCUUUUAUUAUCUAAAAAAAAAAUAUAUUUUAAAAUCCUACUUUAAGCAACUUUUCACCAAAAAUUAAAUUUUAAGAUUCAAAUAAAUCAAAUCUUAAAAAAAAUAAUAGCUUAAAAGAUAACAAAUCAUAACUACUUCUUUUAUCUCAAAGAACUAGAGAAUGUUCACCUAUAUUGAAUCUAGAAUAACUAAAUGAAUAGAAUUUAUAAUUAAGAGAUAGGAUUUCUUUAUCAAGUGAUUAAAAAAAAUGCAAGAAAAUUCUAAAAAAAGUUAAAAGAUAAAAUUACUAAUCUGAAGAAGAUAGUUAUUAACUUGAUUCGCCAAAUAAGCCUAUUAUUUCUUCAUAUAGUAACAUUAUACUCAAAUAUAUAACAAAUAAAAAUUAAGAUAUUUACUUGAAUGAUUAAUCUCCCAAUUAAGCUUAAUUCUUAGAGACUACUGAAAAUCAAAUAAAAAAUUAAUAUUAAAUAUCUAAAAAAAGCUCUUAAGUCUAAUUUAUUUGA